AUGGUGGAAGAAGUCGGGCCAGUGGAGGCCCCCUGCAACAUCCUCGUCCUUGCAGAGUGUUUGCGGAGACAUUGUGCCGCACCCCAAACGCUGCAGGCCUCGAAGAGCUCUUCGGCGGUGGAGCUGCUUCAAAAACUACAUCGGCGUGAGGGCGCCGGGGUGGGCAUCGUGCGGACGAAAGCUUCAUCCACUCCGAAGGAUUGGGAGGAGUUCGCGGCAGAGUGCCUGAAGGACGUAGAGGCGCCACAGAGCUUGAUUGCUUGGUUCGGCUCUUGCGCGGAGCCUUCGGUGCAGAGCGAGGAGGAGAAAUCCUCGGAGGCCGUAGUAGCCGAGACCCCAUAA
Symbiodinium sp. CCMP2592 is the source of this 342-nucleotide messenger RNA. The record is from the annotation of a GenBank genome assembly. Lineage: Eukaryota; Dinophyceae; Suessiales; Symbiodiniaceae.